AUGGUUAGACCACAACAGUACAGAGAAGGUAAAGAAGCAUGCGUUCCUCAUUUCCUAUUCUAAUUCGGAUGCAUCGACAUGGUCACAUCGGAGUCAAUGGAAGAAGCCAUGCUCGGUGAGCAAAUUGGGCGAUAAAUAGGCGGUGGAUCAAAAUGCCCACCGAUUACUGAGCCCCAUCUCCCUCCCUCCCUCCCUCCCUCCCCUUCGAUCGAUUCGCUUGUUUGUGGUGAUGGAGAAGGUAGGAGACACGAGGAGCAUGUCAAGGAGGCUUGUUGCUUUGGUCCCGUUGUUGCUUCUGCUUCCCACUACCUCCCGAGCCGCGUCGGAGUACAGAGAGGCCCUCGCCAAGAGCCUGCUCUACUUCGAGGCGCAGCGCUCCGGCCGCCUCCCCUACGACCACCGCGUCUCUUGGCGCGGUCACUCCGGCCUCACCGACGGUCUCGAACAAGGGGUUGACUUGGUUGGAGGAUACUACGACGCAGGGGACAAUGUCAAGUUCGGGUUGCCGAUGGCGUUCACCGUAACGAUGCUGUCGUGGAGCGUGGUGGAGUACGGCGGCGAUAUCGCGGCGGCCGGAGAGCUGAAGCACGCGUUGGAGGCCAUCAAAUGGGGGACUGACUACUUCAUCAAAGCCCACACGCAUCCUAACGUUCUCUGGGCGCAGGUCGGGGACGGCGACACCGACCACAGCUGCUGGCAAAGGCCAGAGGACAUGACGACGUCGAGACAAGCGCACAAGAUCGACGAGGAGCACCCGGGGUCGGAGGUCGCAGGAGAGACGGCUGCGGCCAUGGCGGCGGCGUCCAUAGCGUUCAAGGAGACCAAUCCACAUUACUCUCACGUCUUACUACACCACGCUCAACAGUUGUUCGAGUUCGGCGACAAGCACAGGGGGAGGUACGACGACAGCAUCGGGGCGGCGAGGAGGUAUUACCCGUCGGGGAGCGGCUACGGCGACGAGCUGCUGUGGGCGGCGCUGUGGCUCCACCGGGCCAGCGGGAGGGAGGAGUACUUGAAUUACGUGCUGGACAACGCAUACGACCUGAACGGUGCUACGUGGGCGAUCUCUGAGUUCAGCUGGGACAUCAAAUAUGCCGGUGUUCAGAUUCUUGCUUCCAAGCUGUUGAUGGAGGGAGGAAGAGAUCUACGAGAGGAGCAAGUGAGCAUAUUGGAGCAGUACAGAGCAAAAGCACAUCACUACUUGUGCUCUUGUCUCAGCAUGAACGACGACGAUAGCGGCAGCAACGUGGCCCGCACACCCGCCGGCCUCCUCUUCGUCCGCCGGUGGAACAACAUGCAGUACGUGGCGGGUGCCGCGUUCCUCCUCGCCGUCUACUCCGACUACCUCGCUGACUCCGGGGAACUCCUCCACUGCCCGCGGGGCUCCUCCGGCUCCCAGGACCUUCUCUCGCUCGCCAAGUCCCAGGUGGACUACGUCCUGGGGUCCAACCCCAGGGGCAUCAGCUACCUGGUGGGGCACGGUGGCAGGCACCCGAGGCGGGUGCACCACAGAGCCGCUUCGAGUGUGUCCUACAAGGUGGACCGGGCGUUCGUCGGCUGCACGCAGGGGUUCGACGAGUGGUACGGCCGGGGGGGCGAUAACCCGAACGUUGUGGUGGGAGCGCUCGUCGGAGGCCCCGACGACAAGGACGAGUUCAGCGACGUGAGAGGGAACUACGUGCAGACGGAGGCAUGCACGUACAACACGGCGCCCAUGGUUGGAGUCCUUGCAAAGCUCAGUGCAAAGCUGGAAGAGCAGCAAUGACUUGACUGUUGAGAGGAGCACAAAUAUUUCUUUUCUUCUUUGGUUCCUUAAAGAGAAUAGAAGUUCAAAUGUAAAGAUAGAAGAAAUAUGAUACUCGCUUUGAUCCGACAACAAAUAUGAACGAGAGAUACAUAUACUAAUGCUACAUAGUCUCACAUGGAAUAUGAGGGUAAUCAAAGUAUGAACAUUGGUGAGGCAUCUCAUGGGCAGGAAGAUGAAUGCAAGUGAGUGGAUCAAAGAAGAUUCCUCAUUCGCAUGUCAAUCCAAUUACCAUUGAAAUGAAAAUAGUCAACGAUGUGGAAUAUCUCAGGU
Messenger RNA from Musa acuminata AAA Group (dessert banana), 2077 nucleotides. Its product is annotated as endoglucanase 7. The transcript is spliced from 5 exons. Gene Ontology annotation, biological process: carbohydrate metabolic process. Lineage: Eukaryota; Viridiplantae; Streptophyta; Magnoliopsida; Zingiberales; Musaceae. The record is from RefSeq and is a predicted model, not a curated record. Gene Ontology annotation, molecular function: hydrolase activity, hydrolyzing O-glycosyl compounds. The coding region runs from base 230 to 1765 and encodes 511 amino acids.